ACCAUACGGCUGGUAGGAUAGACCUGGUGCCUAUUUCAGGUAUACCUGAUAUACGUCGUGUCAAAAUUAUUCUACACGCGCGUGUCUCCGGAAAAUAAUAUUAGAAAUUAUAUAAAACGGCCGCGGUGGCCUAACAAUAAUUAUAAAUCGUAAGACAAUUAUAAUAUAAUAUAGUGCAUCGGCGGAUCGGCUGCGCAGGACCCGUUCAUAUAAUAAAUAUGACCAAGGGGCAGAUAAAGUCGAACCGGCGCGAGUCCUGCUGCAAGGGGCACGCCACGAACGAAAACAAUAAUGGAUACGUCGUCAGUCCGGCGAACGGUUGCCGGAAAAUAUCGGCCGUCGAAAUGAUGAAAAAAGGAGCCGGAGGAUCGUUGGCGAUCGUAGUCGCUCCCGAUGGCGGCUGGGGAUGGGUAGUAGUUUUCGCUGCGUUUUACUGCAAUGUCGUUGUAGACGGAAUAAUUUAUUCCUUUGGCAUGCUCAUAAAUGACAUGGUCAACACAUUUCACGAACCGGAGUCUAAGAUCACAGUAGUUGGAUCACUAUUAAACGGAUUUUAUUUAAUUGCGGGUCCGUUUGUAAGCGCCCUUCUGAACAGUGUGGAUUUCCGAUCAAUCACAAUAAUUGGAAGUGUAAUCUCCUGCAUUGCAUUCGCUUCUGCCGCUUAUGUAGAAUCAUUGUACCAACUGAUGUUCUGCUAUGGUUUCAUUGGUGGUAUCGGAUUCAGUAUGGUAUAUGUAUCUGCAGUAUUAAUACCUGGAUUUUAUUUCGACAAGUGGAGAGCACUAGCAACGGGUAUAGCUGUAUGCGGAUCCGGGAUAGGAACGUUUGUACUUGCACCAUUAAAUGCACUUUUGGUAGAAAACUAUGGUUGGCGAGUUACCAUUAUGGUCCAAGCAGGUCUCGCAUUGAGUUGCGCAGGCGCUGGGAUACUUUUCCGUCCAUUGAAGCCAACCAUCGUCGAAGUGCCGACUAUCAAUCCAGUCGUGAUGGAACCAAAGUUACCCGAAGACGAGCCGCUGUUGACGAAAAGCAUCACGGCCGAGAGGAAGAUGUCGCUGGACAGCAAACACAACGCGGUCAAAAACGGAGCUCCGACGGCCGAAGAAAUUUACAACCACCUGUCGGGUCGCCUAACACCCGAAACUCGGCCCACAAGCAUAUCGUGUCAUUCGCUCAACACCCACAAUCAGUACCUGAAGGAUAAAUUGCCAACUGACCUACCGGAAAAGAAAUUAUCCGCUGUCAGUCUGAGGAGGCCGUCCGUAUCUGCGCAUUUGAUGGACAGAGACGACCGAUUUUUCGGAGGCAGUCUGUCCAGACUGCCGCAGUAUUCGUCGCAGGUGAGCUCGUUGAACUACGCAAUGUCAGUGACGAGAAUACCAGCCUGGAACGAAGCCGAGGAGGGGGAUGACGAAGAGCCUUGUUCGAAGAAUAAUUCGUUCCGGAAAAACAUGAAGAAAUAUUACAAAUCGGCUAUGCACACACUCAUGACGAUGUUGGACUUUUCCAUCCUAGCCUCCCCGUCUUUUUUCGUGUUGACGUCCAGCGGUUUUUUGACGAUGUUGGGAUUCUUUGUUCCAUUCAUGUACAUUAGCGAAAAAGCCAUCAGUAUGGGCAUGGACAAAAACGUAGCCGUGUGGCUAGUAUCCGCGACGGGUCUGACGAACACGUUCGGGAGAGUAAUAUGUGGUUGGAUAUCCAGUUACGAAUCCAUCGAUCCAAUCCUGGUUAACAACGUGUCUCUCACGUUUGGAGGCCUCUACACCGUCUUGUUACCGUUUCUCCCGUAUUCGGUGUUCUCGUACUACUUAUACGCUUCGCUGUUCGGAUUUUCCAUGGCUUGUUUCGCGUCUUUGAGAUCGACCAUGAUAGUCGAACUGACAGGUCUCGAAUUGCUUACGAAUGCUUUCGGUGUCUUGUUGAUGUUCCAAGGAGUUGCAGCUGCCGUCGGAUCUCCAUUAUUGGGGCUGUUCAAAGACUGGACUGGAACCUACGACAUGUCGUUCUAUUUGUCCGGGAUAAUAUUGACCAUGUCGGCGGUCAUCUGCUAUCCGCUGAGAAGAGUCAAAAAGUGGGAAGACAACCGAAAACUGAGACGACCCAAUAGCGUUUGAUCGUGACAGCGCCUAUAUAUAUAUAUAUAUUGCCUCGAGGAGAAAAAUCAAAUCUGACUCUUACCUGCCAUAUAGUUUUUAUUUGUCGAUCGCGACGACACUUUUUAUAAUAUUAUGAUAUCCGUCGAGGAUUUUUCGUGUGCUCAUUAUUAUAUAAUAUUGUAACGAAUAGAAACAUGUAUAUUUUAUGUCAUCGGAUCACAAUGUUAUGUGUGUAUACGCACUACUGUUCGUAUAAGUUUAAUCAUCGCGACGAUAUAUCAUAGUAUAAUAUUAUGUGUAUUGUUGUCUUGUAAAAUUUGACUAUAUAUUAUUGUAAUUGUUAUGCGUUAUGACUUAUGAAUCAUUAUUAUAAUCUAUUAUUGUAUGUUUAAAAUGUAUAUUACGUUGAAUUAUGUGAAGAGUUAAAAUAAAAUAUAAAAUUGUAUUCCUUUUUAA
Acyrthosiphon pisum (pea aphid) is the source of this 2552-nucleotide messenger RNA. Its product is annotated as monocarboxylate transporter 9. Gene Ontology annotation, molecular function: monocarboxylic acid transmembrane transporter activity. Lineage: Eukaryota; Metazoa; Arthropoda; Insecta; Hemiptera; Aphididae. Gene Ontology annotation, biological process: transmembrane transport; monocarboxylic acid transport. The transcript is spliced from 9 exons. Bases 219 to 2114 code for a protein of 631 amino acids. The record is from RefSeq and is a predicted model, not a curated record.